Molecule: messenger RNA, 5691 nt
Organism: Pristis pectinata (smalltooth sawfish)
Lineage: Eukaryota; Metazoa; Chordata; Chondrichthyes; Rhinopristiformes; Pristidae
Product: voltage-dependent L-type calcium channel subunit alpha-1S-like
Exons: 42
Coding region: 153-5537 (1794 amino acids)
Biological process (GO): calcium ion import across plasma membrane
Cellular component (GO): membrane; voltage-gated calcium channel complex
Molecular function (GO): calcium ion binding; high voltage-gated calcium channel activity
Source: RefSeq, a predicted model, not a curated record
CCCUCUCUCCCGAUGCAGCUGUCAGUUGCCUGGAUCAGUCCCAUCGGGCAUGGUUUUGCUCUAAUUUUAUCCGCUGGUAUUUCUGGGCGGUCGUCAGCCGAGGUCAGCAUAUCGCGCUGGCAGAGCGAGUCCCAGAGCCCGGGGAGCCCACCAUGGAGACAAAGCCGGAGGCAGACGGGGACGUGGCCCAAAGGAAGCGACCGGACAGUAAGAAGGGCAAGAAGCCGGUGUGCGUCGGUCCGCCGCGUCCCCCCAGGUCCCUGCUGUGCUUGGGCCUUAAAAAUCCGCUUCGCAAGCUCUGCACCAGUAUCGUGGAGUGGAAACCAUUCGAAAUUAUCAUCCUCAUUACCAUCUUUGCCAAUUGUGUAGCUCUCGCUGUGUUCCAGCCUCUUCCAGAAGAUGACACUAAUUCGUUGAAUUUCAAGUUGGAAAAGGUCGAGUAUAUCUUUCUGAUAAUAUUCACGAUUGAAGCAAUUCUGAAAAUUAUUGUUUAUGGAUUUCUCUUUCACCCGGAUGCCUAUCUACGGAAUUUUUGGAAUAUCUUGGACUUUGUCAUCGUGUUUGUUGGGCUGUGCACUGUGGUACUGGAGCACCUCAGCCCAUCAGCCAAGAGCGCAGGUUUUGACGUGAAAGCCCUUCGAGCAUUCCGAGUUUUGAGGCCACUGCGUCUGGUGUCAGGUGUUCCCAGUUUACAGGUGGUGCUGAACUCGAUCAUCAAGGCCAUGGUCCCACUGCUCCACAUCGCACUGCUUGUCCUCUUCAUGAUCAUCAUCUACGCCAUCAUCGGCCUGGAGCUGUUCAUGGGAAAGAUGCACAAGACGUGUUUCUUCACUGGAACAGAUAUCAUAGUGGAGGAGGAGCCUGCACCUUGUGCCCAUGCGGGCAGUGGUCGACACUGUGCCAUAAAUGGAACAGAGUGCAGGUCAGGUUGGCCUGGGCCCAACAGCGGUAUCACUCACUUCGAUAACUUUGGCUUUGCAAUGCUAACUGUAUAUCAGUGCAUCACCAUGGAGGGCUGGACUGAUGUCUUAUACUGGGUUAAUGAUGCCAUUGGUAAUGAGUGGCCUUGGAUCUACUUUGUCAGCCUUAUCCUGCUGGGAUCAUUCUUUGUGCUCAACCUGGUCCUCGGUGUUCUGAGUGGGGAGUUCUCCAGGGAGAGAGAGAAAGCCAAGUCACGAGGAGACUUCCAGAAGUUCAGGGAGAAGCAGCAGCUGGAUGAAGAUCUGAAAGGGUACCUUGACUGGAUCACACACGCUGAGGAUAUUGACGUGGACCACGUCAGACAUCGGGAAGGGAUAUUGGCAUCAGAUGAAUCUGGCUCCCUGGGCUCUCAGGAACUACUCAAGAUGGAGGGAAUGAGUCUGCUUUCACGUAUCAUCUGGCGAUGUCAGAGGUGCAACCCAAUGUUCAGGCGGAAGUGCAGGGAGCUGGUGAAAUCUAACUUCUUCUACUGGCUGGUGAUAUUCUUGGUUUUCCUCAACACACUAAUGAUAGCUUCAGAGCAUCACCUUCAACCCAACUGGCUGACUGAUGUUCAAGACACUGCCAACAAGGUUCUCUUGUCCUUGUUCACGGUGGAGAUGAUCUUGAAGAUGUACAGCCUGGGCCUGCAGGCCUACUUUGUCUCUCUCUUCAACAGGUUUGACUGCUUUGUGGUGUGUGGAGGGAUCCUGGAGACCAUCCUGGUGGAGGUGCAGGUAAUGUCUCCGCUGGGAAUUUCAGUUCUCCGUUGCAUCCGACUCCUGAGGAUCUUCAAAAUCACCAGAUAUUGGACCUCAUUGAGCAACCUUGUGGCAUCGCUAUUGAACUCUGUCCGGUCCAUUGCGUCCUUACUUCUCCUCCUUUUCCUCUUCAUUAUUAUCUUUUCCCUGCUUGGAAUGCAGCUGUUUGGUGGAAAGUUUAACUUCGACGACAUGCACGUGCGAAGGAGUACCUUCGAUAACUUCCCUCAAGCCCUUCUGAGUGUCUUCCAGAUACUUACCGGUGAGGACUGGAAUUCUGUCAUGAACGAUGGGAUCAUGGCGUACGGAGGGCCCUCCUUCCCCGGAGUGCUCGUCUGCAUAUACUUCAUCAUUCUGUUUGUCUGUGGAAAUUAUAUCCUGUUGAACGUUUUCCUGGCCAUUGCAGUUGACAAUCUGGCAGAGGCGGAAAGUCUGACAUCAGCUCAGAAGGAAGCUGCUGAGGAGAAGAGGAGAAGGAAGCUCGAGAGAGCUGCCCAUCCUGGCCGAUCAGAAGAGGAGAAGCUGCUUUUGAAGAAACUUGAGCUGGCAAAACUCAAGGCCGAGGGGAUUCCCACCACUGCCAAGCUUAAAGUGGAUGAAUUUGAAGCCAAUGUCAAUGAAGUCAAGGAUCCCUACCCUUCUGCUGACUUUCCAGGUGAUGAUGAGGAGGAGGAGCCGGAGUUCCCCCUGAGCCCCCGACCUCGACCUCUCACAGAGCUCCAGCUGAAAGAAAAGGCAGUCCCCAUGCCCAACGCCAGCUCCUUCUUCAUCUUUAGUCCAGAAAACAAAUUACGCAAACUGUGUCACAGAGCGAUCAAUGCCACCACCUUCACCAACUUCAUCCUGCUCUUCAUUCUGCUCAGCAGUAUCUCACUGGCUGCAGAGGACCCCAUUCGAGCAGACUCCUUUCGCAACCAGGUCCUUGCCUAUUUCGACAUUGCUUUACUGCUAUCUUCACCAUGGAGAUUGUUUCUGAAGAUGACGACCUAUGGUGCUUUCCUUCACAAAGGCUCUUUUUGCCGGAAUUACUUCAAUAUCCUCGACCUGCUGGUGGUCAGUGUUUCCCUCAUCUCCUUUGGAAUCCAAUCUAGUGCUAUCUCUGUGGUGAAGAUUCUUCGUGUCCUCCGCGUACUUAGACCUCUGAGAGCAAUUAAUAGAGCAAAGGGAUUAAAGCAUGUGGUACAGUGCGUGUUUGUAGCAAUCAAGACGAUCGGGAACAUCGUGAUCGUCACCACUCUUCUGCAGUUCAUGUUCUCCUGCAUCGGGGUACAGCUGUUUAAGGGAAAAUUAUACAGCUGCACUGAUCCCACCAAAAUGACAGAGGAAGAGUGCAAGGGACAGUUCAUUGUCUACGGCGAAUCGGGCCAGCUUUCGGUCCAGGAGCGGAUGUGGGUGAACAACGACUUCAACUUCGACAAUGUCCUCUCAGCGAUGCUGGCCCUCUUCACAGUCUCCACCUUCGAGGGAUGGCCCCAGUUACUGUAUAAGGCAAUUGACUCGCACACUGAAGACAUGGGUCCCAUCUACAAUUAUCGAGUGGGCAUCUCGAUCUUCUUCAUAGUCUACAUCAUCCUCAUCGCUUUCUUCAUGAUGAACAUCUUCGUAGGGUUUGUGAUCGUGACCUUCCAGGAGCAGGGAGAGACUGAGUACAAGAACUGUGAGCUGGACAAAAACCAGCGCCAGUGUGUUCAAUAUGCCCUGAAGGCCCGGCCCCUGAUGAGAUACAUUCCUAAGAACCCUUACCAGUACAGGGUCUGGUACGUGGUGACCUCCUCCUACUUUGAGUACCUCAUGUUUGCCCUCAUCCUCCUCAACACUAUAUGUCUUGGGAUGCAGCACUACGAGCAGUCGGAAGAGAUGGACCAGCUGUCUGAUAUGCUGAACGUCGUCUUCACUGGGCUUUUUGCAUUGGAAAUGGUUUUCAAACUCUGCGCUUUCAAAGCCAAGGGUUACUUUGGAGAUCCCUGGAAUGUGUUUGACUUCCUGAUUGUCAUCGGCAGUAUCAUUGACGUCAUCCUCAGUGAAGUAGAUGAGUCCGAGGACACCUCCCGCAUCUCCAUCUCCUUCUUCCGUCUGUUCCGUGUGAUGCGCCUUGUCAAACUGCUGAGCAGAGGAGAGGGUGUUCGGACUCUUCUGUGGACGUUCAUCAAGUCUUUCCAGGCUCUUCCCUAUGUGGCACUUCUCAUUGUGAUGUUGUUCUUCAUAUAUGCUGUCAUUGGAAUGCAGGUCUUUGGUAAGAUUGCCAAUGUGGAUGGGGCGCAGAUCAAUCGCAACAACAAUUUCCAGACCUUCCCCCAAGCCGUGCUCCUGCUUUUCAGGUGUGCCACAGGGGAAGCCUGGCAAGAGAUCAUGCUGGCCUGUCGGCCUGGCAAGCUAUGCGACCCUGAGUCUGACUACCAGCCUGGCGAGGAGUACACCUGUGGAACCAACUUCGCAGUCUUCUACUUCAUCAGUUUCUACAUGCUCUGUGCUUUCCUGAUUAUUAACUUGUUUGUGGCUGUCAUUAUGGACAAUUUUGAUUAUCUGACACGAGAUUGGUCCAUCUUGGGCCCUCACCACCUCGAUGAAUUUAAGAGGAUAUGGGCCGAAUAUGAUCCUGAUGCUAAGGGUCGGAUCAAACACCUGGACGUGGUGACCCUGCUCCGACGCAUCCAGCCCCCGCUGGGGUUUGGCAAGUUUUGCCCCCACCGUGUGGCCUGUAAGAGGCUGGUCUCCAUGAACAUGCCCAUGAACAGCGACGGCACAGUCACCUUUAACGCCACCCUCUUCGCACUCGUCCGGACGGCCCUCAAAAUUAAAACUGAAGGGAAUUUUGAAAAGUCUAACGAGGAGCUGAGAGCCAUUAUCAAAAAGAUCUGGAAACGCACAAGCAUGAAACUCCUUGACCAAGUGAUCCCCCCUAUCGGAGACGAUGAAGUGACCGUUGGCAAGUUCUACGCCACCUUCCUCAUCCAGGAACAUUUUAGGAAAUUCAAGAAGCGCCAGGAAGAAUAUUAUGGAAUUCUCCCGUCCAAGAAGAAGCAGACUGCGAAUGAAAUUGAGCUGCAGGCUGGACUGCGCAAUGUGGAGGAGGACAUGGGUGAGGACCUUCACCGCACCGUGUCCGGGGAGCUGCCUGUUGAUGAAGGAGAGCGAACAAUGGAGGACGGUGGCCUGGAUGAGACAAUAUACCGGAGAGCAGGAGGACUGUUCGGAGACCAAGCUGAUUCUUACCAAAUGGACAGAAGUGGCUCCUAUCAGCAACAAGUAACGAGCCAACGACCACUACAGUUCAGUAAAUCAGAGGGUGGAGGAGAGGAGGCAGAAACUCCACACAGCAGACUGACCGACCUGCCGUUCAACACAAUCGAAUUCUUCCCGUUGACUGAGAACAAGAACAUGAAUAACUCAAACACCAAAGGCCACAGCAGGCUUUACUACGAAGAUGAGUUUAAGAAAGAAAUUGCAACAUUUGACAUUGAUGACGAGCUCGAUGUCCAAUUGAUCCAGGCCAGACAGCAGUCUCUCCCAGAUUCGGGGUGGAAGUCAAGCUGCCCAGUGAACAAUCCUACCUCAGAGAACACAAACAAGACAGAACAGCAAGAGGCAGUAGUCCUGGCACGGCACUGUCUUGGUGAAGAGGUAGAGGAGGCCCAAGGACCACUCGAGGCAGCUGGUGGCCCAGCCUUUGUGGCUGUGAUGGUGGAGGCCUGUCAGACGGAUCAGCACACACCAGGAAACCCUGCACUGAAUCCACUGAAAGCUCGUUCCUCGGCCACAGAUCCCAGUGGCAGCUCCACAUCUCCGGUCCCCGGGACUUCUGAGCAGAUACUCUGAAGCUGACCUUGGGCCACACAGGAGACAGAAAGACCUCCCGACAACAAGGCCUGUUUACUGCUUAGUUUAUUUUGUGUGUAUGUGGAAUGGCUGAGGGUUGCGAGGGAACGCAAGAGGUUUCAGCCAGUUACGGAUGGUGCGAGAAUUCAGGCCA